AUGCGUGCUCUUACAUUAUCCUUCAUAAUCCUACUCUCCUUGCUGCUAAGCCUUAGCAUGACAAUUGAUGCACAGGUCACUUACCGUUAUCAUAUUUGCACAAACUCAACUACUUUCACCAGAAACAGCACCUACCAGGACAAUCUAAAUGUCCUCCUCAUUUCUCUGUCCUCCAAUUCAACCAUUAGCAAUGGGUUCUAUAACACCUCUACCGGGCAGAACCCUGACAAUGUCUAUGGCCUCUUUCUCUGCCGUGGUGACCUUAGCACCGAUAUUUGCAAAGAUUGUGUCACCUUGGCCACCCGAGAAAUUGUCCAACUCUGCCCCACCCAAAAAGAGGCCAUAGUAUGGUACGAUGAAUGCUUACUACGUUAUUCAAACCAGUUCAUCUUUUCCCGUAUGGCCCAAGAACCUGUUGUUUACUUGCUCAACUCACAGAAUAUAACAGAUCAAGGACGUUUUAACGAGCUAUUGAUGACCACUAUGGACGUUACAGCUUCACAGGCCGCAAACACUUCGUCAGGUGCUAAAAAGUUCGCAAUCAAAGAAGUGAAUUUUACAGAGCGUCAAAACCUCUACACCCUUGCGCAGUGCACGCCCGACCUUUCUGUUUCUGAUUGUCGUCAAUGUCUUCAGACAGCUAUGUCUCGGUUGCCAGGUUGUUGUAGUGGAAAGCAAGGAGGAAGAGUCUUAGUUCCAAGUUGUAAUAUUCGGUAUGAGAUAUAUGUGUUCUUCAAUGAAAGUGGUGUGGUGCUUUCUCCUCCCUCUCCUCCCUCUCCUCCAGGUGCAACAAGACCACAAGGAAAAAGCGGCAUCUCAGCUGUUACAAUUGUCGCCAUUGUUGCUCCAAUUUCUAUCUCUAUUGUGCUUUUUUGCGUGGGCUACUGUUUGCUAAGGAGGCGGGCAAGAAAGAAGUAUGACGCUAUACAGGAAGAUGAAUUCACUGAACUCAGUAAACAUGUCCUUGGUUUUUAUGUAGGUGGAAAUGAAAUUUCAACUGUGGAGUCUUUGCAAUUUGAUCUGAGCAUAAUAGAAGCUGCUACAAAUAACUUCUCUGAUGGUAACAAGUUAGGUGAAGGUGGAUUUGGUGCUGUUUACAAGGGCAUACUUCCUAAUAGGCGAGAAAUAGCUGUGAAGAGACUAUCAAGAAGCUCCGGUCAAGGGGCAGUCGAAUUUAAAAAUGAGGUGUUAUUGUUAGCCAAACUUCAACACAGAAAUCUUGUGAGGCUGAUUGGAUUUUGCUUGGAGGGAGAAGAAAAGAUUCUUGUCUAUGAAUUUGUACCCAACAAAAGCCUUGACUACUUUCUUUUCGGUCAGUUUCUUACCAUGAAAAGCAAGGACAACUGGAUUGGGAAAGACGUUACAAAAUCUUAG
Hevea brasiliensis (rubber tree) is the source of this 1374-nucleotide messenger RNA. RefSeq names its product cysteine-rich receptor-like protein kinase 10. The record is from RefSeq and is a predicted model, not a curated record. The coding region runs from base 1 to 1374 and encodes 457 amino acids. NCBI's taxonomy places the organism in Eukaryota, Viridiplantae, Streptophyta, Magnoliopsida, Malpighiales, Euphorbiaceae. Gene Ontology annotation, molecular function: protein kinase activity; ATP binding. Gene Ontology annotation, biological process: protein phosphorylation. The transcript is spliced from 5 exons.